Messenger RNA from Hansenula ciferrii, 4707 nucleotides. RefSeq names its product Iqg1p (gene IQG1). Gene Ontology annotation, biological process: mitotic actomyosin contractile ring assembly actin filament organization; regulation of GTPase activity; regulation of actin cytoskeleton organization. The transcript has a single exon. Gene Ontology annotation, molecular function: actin filament binding; GTPase activator activity; calmodulin binding. The coding region runs from base 1 to 4707 and encodes 1568 amino acids. Gene Ontology annotation, cellular component: mitotic actomyosin contractile ring; cytoplasm. The record is from RefSeq and is a predicted model, not a curated record. Lineage: Eukaryota; Fungi; Ascomycota; Saccharomycetes; Phaffomycetales; Wickerhamomycetaceae.
AUGUCCAGCUCGCCGCCAAAGAAACACGUCGCGUCGCGGUAUCUGGAGACCAUUGGUGGUCCAUUACAGCCAUCGGUUAAGCUGAAUGCUCAAGUUUCACCAAUGGGUCCAAAGACCCCGUCUAAAUCUACAAACUCUGAACAGAGCUACAAGGAACAAUUAUCACCAGUGAAGAGACUGGUUUUUGAAAGAGAACAAAGAAAUAAUGGUGCUGAUUCAGGUCCCGUUGCUGCUAAUGCUAAUGCUAAUGCUAAUGCUAUUCCUGUUACGCCAAAUACUCAAAGAAUUCAACAAUCCAUGGCUAACUUGAAAUUGGAUAGUCCUUCACCUUUGAAAAGAACUACAUUCAAGCCAGUGGAAAGUAAACCAAGUGCUGUAUCGGCUCCUGUAUCUGGUAAAGAGAAAAAAGGUUAUGAUUAUCUGUGUAGAAUUGGUGAAGCUAAGGAAUGGAUUGAAAAAUGUAUUGGUGAAGAAAUCCCAUCUGCAUCUCAACUGGCAACAGAUGCUUUGAGAGAUGGUGUUAUAUUAGCUAAACUAGUCAAAUCUUUUAAACCGGAAUUGGUUAGAAGAAUAACUCCUUCAGGUACAAGAUUACAAUUUAAACAUACUGAAAAUAUUAAUGUUUUUUUCCAUUUCUUAGAUUUUGUUAGAAUGCCUGAUUUAUUCAGAUUUGAAUUAACUGAUCUUUAUGAUAAAAAAAACAUACCAAGAGUUAUAUUUUGUAUUCAUGCUUUAAGUUUUAUGUUAUCUCAAGAUUCUCAAGCUCCUUUAAUUGAAAAAUUAGAUGAAAAAAAAUUAAAUUUUACUGAUGAAGAUAUUCAAAAAUCAAACCAUAGUUUAUCUGGUGUUAAUUUACCAAAUUUUGAUUCAAUGAAUAAACAAUUUGGUCGUGAAAUUCCAAAAUCUCCUAAAAAAUUAUCAAUUCCUUCAUUAAAGGAAGCAGCUUUAGAACAAGAACCAUUAUCAUUAAAUACAACAACUACAAGAGAACUACCUUCACCACCUCCAAGAUCACCAAAAUCUCCUUCAAAAUUAAUGAGUAAAUUUUCUGAUAAUCCAUUUUUAGAAUCUGAUAAUAAUCCAGAUUGGAAACCUCCAACUUUUGGUUUGAAAAAAUUUAAUUCAAAUCCUAAACCAAUUGAAAUUGAAACUAAACCAAUUGAUAUCCCUAAACAAAAAACUGUUCAACCUGAACCUGAAUUAGAAAAUGAACCUGAUUUUGAAAAUUCAUUAAGAAGUGGUUAUAAUUUAUCACCAACUAAAACUCAAAAAAUGUCAGAAUUUGAUUAUUUACAAACAAUAAUUAAAUUUCAAUCAAUUUCAAGAGGUUCUAUUUUCAGAUAUAGUAUGUUUGUUGAUCGUAUUAUGCUUAGAUCAAUGACUGAAGAAAUUGUGGAAUUACAAUCUUUAAUAAGAAGAAGUAUUAUUAAGAAACGUUAUUUUAAAGAUACUUCAUCAAUUGUUAAUUAUGUACCAGAUAUUAUUAAUUUACAAUCAACAAUUAGAACUAAAUUACAAAAAAGAAGAAUUUCAAGUGUUACAAAUGCACAACCAGAUUCUAAAACAAUUGAAUUACAAAGUCUUUGUCGUGGUAAAAAAAUUAGAGAUCAUGUUUUGGAAAUUAAAAUGUCAUUAUUGAAAAAUGAAUUUAAUAUAAUUGAUAUUCAAUCAGCUUCUAGAAAGAAAAUUUCGCGUGAUAAAUUUGAAAAAUCACAAUUAUCUAAAGACUAUAUUAUUAAAUUCCAAUCACAAGCACGUCGUGUAUUAUAUACCAAAAAAAUUAAAACUGCAGUUAGUGAAGCUCAUUCUUCAGAAGAUGUUUUAUUAAUUUUACAAUCUGUUAUUCGUGCAAAUACUAUAAGACGUCAAGUUGAUGAAAAAUUUACCGUUUUGGGAGAUUUCACACCAACUUUAAUUGAAUUACAAUCAAUUAUAAGAGGUGGAUUUGGUAGAAAUAAAUUAAAUAAUAUUUUAGAUAUUAUUGAUUAUGAAGAAUUAAAUCUACAAAAAUUAGUUGCAAUUGGUAAAGGUAAAAUUUUGAGAAAACAAAUGAUUCAAGAUAAACAAAAUUUAAAAUAUUUAACACAUUCAGUGAUUUGUGUUCAAUCAACAGUACGUGGUGUUUUAUCAAGAUAUGGAUUUGAUUUAUUUUUAGAUACCUUAGAUUCUUAUGCUGAAGAAACAACAGGUUUACAAGCUUCAAUCCGUGGUUAUUUACAUAGAAGAGCUAAAAAUGAAGUUAUGGAAUAUUAUAAACAACAUUUACCUUCAAUUAUUAAAAUUCAAAGUUUUAUAAGAGGGAAAUAUUUAGGUAAUGCUUAUAAAUCUUUAAUUUCAAUGGAAAAUCCUCCAUUAUCAGUGAUUAAAAAAUUUGCUCAUUUAUUAAAUAAUAGUGAUGUUGAUUUUGAAGAAGAAGUUAAUUUAACAAGAAUUAAAGAAUCUAUUAAUGAAAAAACUGCAUCAAACGAAUCAUUAGAAAAACAUAUUGGUCAAUUAGAUUUGAAAAUUGCCUUAUUACAAAAAAAUAAAAUUACUUUAGAUGAAUUAUUAUUACAAAAAAAUACAGAUUUAUCUUCAAAUUCAAAUCAACAUCAUUCAACUAUUGAUGUUAGUUCAUUAAAUAGAAAAGCUAAAACAAGAAUGGAAUUAUAUGAGAAAUUUUUCUAUCUUUUACAAACUCAACCACUUUAUUUAACAAGAUUGAUUCAUAAUGAUUAUCGUGGUGUUGAUGUUGCAUUGAAAAUUUUUAAUAAUUUAAGAUCUGAAGAAUUACCAACAAGAGAAGAAUAUUUAUUCAUAAGUUUAAUUGAUUCUUGUAUUAAAGAUUCUAUUUCAAAAUCAAAUGCAAUUGAUUCAUUACAAAAAACUGAUUCUUCAUCAGGUUGGCAAAGAUUAUUAAAUACUUUUAAUGAAACUCAAAGAAAACCAUUAAUUGAUUUAUUUGGUGAAAUGAUUGAAAAUAUAAUGAGUGAUUCACAAUUAAACAUUGAAAGUGAUCCGGUCAUUAUUUAUAAAUAUGUUCAAAAUACACCAAGACCAAUUUCUGUUGAUAAGGCAAUUGAAGAUCCUGAAACAAAAGCUGAAUUCAUUGCAAAUUUACAACAUUUAAGAGAAUUUGGCUCACAAAUUUUCAGGGUUUUAAGUGAUGAAUUUGAUAAGUUGCCAAUUCAUAUUAGAGUUUUAGGUAAUAUUGCUUAUAAGGCAUCUUUGAAAAAAUAUCCAAAUCAUGUUGAACAAGAACAUUUAGCUAAUGCAGGACAUGUUAUUAUUAAAGGUUUUGUUAGUUCAAUUUUUGAAUCACCAGAUUUUUUCAAAAUUAAACCAAUUAAUAUUUCACAAAAUUACAAGAAAAAUUUGAAUGCAAUUAUAAAAUUAAUUUCACAAUUAUUCACAAUGAAACCAUUUGGUUCAGAAGACAUUUAUUUACAACCAUUAAAUAAAUUUAUAAAUUCCUCGGUUGAUGGUGUUCGUUCUUUAAUUAAAAGUAUUAUUGAUGUUGGUGAAAUUGAUACUGUUUAUAAUAUGACAGUUUAUGAUGAUAUGACUGCACGUAAUAGACCAAAAUUAACUUUAAGAAUUUCAGAUAUGUUAUCAAUUGAUGAAUUAAUUAAACAAGAAAUCCAAAUUGUUGCACCAUAUAAAGAUGAUACAUUAAGAGAAAUCAUUCAUGAUUUGAAAUCAAAUAAUGCAAGAGAUAUUUCUAAAAUUAGUGGAUUUUAUACAUUAAGUUUAAAUCCAUCAAGUAUAAAAUCAAGUCCUGAAGAAACUAAAAUCAAAGCAUUAUUUAUGCAAGCUAAAAGAUGUGUUUUAUAUAUGAUUCAAGUUCAACAAGAUCAAAAUGAUUUAUUUGAAUUACUUAGAUCUAAGAUUGAUAAUAUUCAUGAAAUUAAAUUUAGACAAAUUAUUAAUAAUGAAAAACAAAAUAUUCAAAUGAAUAGAGUUAGUGAAUAUGUUAAUGAUGGUCAAGGAUUCCUUGGUGAUUUAAGUAACGUUACAUAUCAUAAAUUAAAACAAUUAUCAUUAGAAAGAAUUUUAGAAUUAGAAUCAAUGGGUAAAGUUACAAGAAAUAAUUCAUUUCAAAUUUUAAUUAAUGAAAUUGCAUAUGAUAUUAAAACAAAAUAUGAUCAAAGAAUUUCACGUAAAAAGCAAUUAUCAAUUGCAGAAAAUACAUUAAUUAGAUUAGAUGAAAAAGAGAAAUUUUUACAAGAUCAAUUAAAUGCAUAUAAUUCACAUAUUGAUAAAUCAAUGGAAGAAUUACAAUCAAGACCAACUAAAACUAAAAGAAUAUUACCAUUUACAAAACAAUUUUUCUAUGAACGAGAAUUGAAAAAAACUGGUAAAUUACCAAAAUUUGGUGCAUAUAAAUAUUCAUCUAAAAGAUUAUAUGAAAAAGGUAUAUUAGUUGAAUUACGUGGAUUAGAUCAAAAUUUAGGAUCAUCAGGUACAUCAUUUUUUGGAGGUUUUAAUUUCCCCAAAAUUGAUUUCAUGUUUAAUUGUGAUAAAGCUGGAAUUUUUACAAUAUCAAGUAAAAGUGGUACAUUAGCAGUUAAUGGAUCAUUAGCCACGCUAACAAUAGAUGAAUUAUUAGAAUAUCAAUUUGAAAAUAAUCCAUCAAUUUCAUUAUUUGAUGGUAUGGUUAAAUUUGAUACAAAUUGUUUAAUUAAUUUUAUUUUCAAGAAAUUUUAUCAUUAUAGUGAAGGAAAUUAA